Messenger RNA from Heterotrigona itama, 2794 nucleotides. Lineage: Eukaryota; Metazoa; Arthropoda; Insecta; Hymenoptera; Apidae. The record is from the annotation of a GenBank genome assembly.
AACAAGAAAUGGAUAGACGAAAAAGUAUAAAUUUUCUUAUUUUGAAUGUAUUCAAUAUUUUUCUGUUACAUUCAAAAAAGUUUUAACAAUUUAAUUAUUCAAAAAAGUUUUAACAAUUUAAUUAUAGGUUAUUUAGCUUGCAAUUUAUAUACCAUUUCUCUUACUUAUAUGCAAUAUAAUUUAAUGUGUAGAAAUUGAUCCAAUUAAAAUAUCAAUAAAAUGUUACACGAAGUAUUACUGUCAUUAUGGGGAUGUUCAACUAAUGCUUUGCAAAUAUUGGAAUCAGAUGUGAUUAUAAUAUAACAUUUACUGAUAUUAAAUUACACAAAUUAAUUGUAUAUGCAGUUUAUUUAUGUUCUUUAAUUUAUUGUUUUCAGACUGUAGAUCUUGAAAAAUAUUUGCAUCCUGGUGAACGUGUAUUACUCAAAGAAAUAUUAGAUAUAGUUGAACAAUGUAAUAUUAUUAGAAAUUUCAUUCAAGAAUAUACUACUUCUGACAACUUAAAAUCUACUCAAGAUUUACAAGAUGUGCCUCAAGGUUUAUACUUACAAGCCUUUUGUGAAGGAAUGGAUCAAGCUUUGGAACCAUUUCGUAAAGAGAUUGUUGAUCUAGAAGAUGUAGUUCUUCGUGAUAGUUAUACUCCACUGUCAUUAAUACUUUGUCGUAUCCAAAAAUACAUUUGUCUAUUUUCUGUUUUAAAUUCUAUCAUAAAAGAGAAUGUCUCACUGUGUACACAUAGUUUUUUAUAAACACUUGACCAGCUGGCUUUUAUAUGGUCAUUUGGAAGAUGUGUACAAUGAAUUUUUUAUUCAAAAAAUAUCUGAGAGACGAAACAGCUUAAUAUUAGCAGAUAAUAAAGAUAAUUUUGAUAAAGUAAAUACAAAAUUUACUGCAGAUAUGUGGAAUUAUGAUGUUCAAAUAGAUAUGCUUCCUUCCUACAUUAGACCAUCUUUAGCAAUUAAAAUCUUGACUAUAGGACAAACUAUUAUAAUGUUUGGAAAUGACCCAAGACAAAAAAAAGAUUUUGCUAUAGUUGAUCAAACAGAAACUUCUAUAUGGGGAGAAAAAGAAUAUGAAUAUUUUCUUAAAUUUCAGAAUCUUCAGAAAAAGCAUAUUUUCGAUAUUGUUGAAUUUGAACGUACAAUUGAUGAAUUAAAACAGUGUAUAACAGAACUUUUAUGGCGAGUUGCUGUUGAAGAAGCACAACUUGUACAGCAACUUAAAUUAGUUAAAGAUUUCUUUCUUAUGGGACGUGGUGAUUUGUUUCUUGAGUUUAUUAGACUUAUAGCUCAUAUAUUAAAUAAACCUCCAACACAGCAUACCUCUAGAGAUAUUAAUUUAGCUUUUCAAAUGGCUUUAAGAAAAAUGCAUUUAAAUGAUGAAAAUGCUAUGGACAGCUUUAAUUUUAUAGUUCCAAUUCCAGCACAAGAAAAUGAAGAUAUUGAGGUAGAAGGUACAGAAUUUACUGAAAAGGAACGUGAAGAUCCUAUUGAAAGACGUGGAUGGGGUAUGAUUAUUUUGAAAUACAAAGUUAUAUGGCCAUUACAUUUAUUAUUUAGUCCAUCUGCUUUAAAUGAUUACAAUACAUUAUUUAAAUUUUUACUAAGAGUUAAAAAAACACAAAUUGAUUUGUGGAAUCUUUGGAGUGAACAUAUGUAUUACAAAAACAUUGAUAUUGGUGUAAUUCAGCUGAGAAAUAAUUUAAUUUUCAUCAUUGAUAAUUUACAAUACUACUUACAAGUUGAUGUAUUAGAAAGUCAAUAUACUAUAAUGGAAACAAAUAUAAAAAAUACCCGAAAUUUUGAAGAUGUACAAAAGGCUCACUGUAUUUUCUUGGCUAAUGUUAUGUCACAAACAUUUUUAUUAGGGAAUGCAACAGAAAGAAAAAAUCCUGUUAAUAAACUAAUAAAACUUUUACUACGACUUUGUGAUGAUUUUAUCUUACAAGCAUCAAUGUGGGAAAUAGGUAAUUUACUUUUAACAGAACAAGAAGAGCUUAAAACAUUAUCUGAUACUCUUGAAAGUUUAAUGGGUUGGCUAACUAAAACACUGAAUAGAGUUCGUGCACAACCAAGUGGAGAACAUUUAGCUCAGUUGUUAUUAAGACUGGAUUUCAAUAGAUGGUUUAGUAAAAAAAUAUAAAAAAAAACCUAUUUGAAUCUGAGUAAUAGAAAUAAUGAAAAAACAUGUGAUGUUUUAGUAUUUUGUUUUAAAAUUAUUCUUUAUAUAAAUUUAUCUCUACACACACACACACACACACAUGUAUAUAUAUUAAACUCGUUUUUUGUUUACUUGAAAUAUUAAUAUUUUUUUGACAAUGAAAAAUGCAGUACAAAAGUCUAAUUUUGUUCUUAAUUUAAUAGAAACAUAUUAAAAGAUAAAAAUAAUGUUCAUAUGUAUCAAAUAAAUGUAAUAUAUAAUAAAUAUAUUUUUUUCAUUAAUUUUUUCACUAAAAAUAAAUUAUUUCUUAUUGUAAUUAAAUAUUUUAGAAAUAAAUAACUUAACUUUAAUUGUAAUGUAAAUAAUAAUUGACUUCAUAUUAUAUAAGUAUUAAUUAUCCAACUGUAUUAAAUGGAUUAAAUAAUUAUAAUUCUCACAGACGAUUUCAUUAUAUUUAUUUACUUAUAUUUACCAUAUUGUUGAUUUAACUAUGAUCAACACACACAUAUUAUUAUAUAUACAUAGAUAAAUUAAUAAAAAAUGAUGUAUAAUAAGAAUAACAAUAAUAACAAUUUUACAAGAAUAUAUAAAUAUAUAUUAAAAUUUUAGACUCUUUUCUUUGCAACUUUUAUAA